CAUCACCCGCCGCCGCUUCUCUCUCGUCCCGCCGCUCUCUCUCUCCCGUCCUCUCCUCCUCUCGCAGGGAAGCUCGCUCAUCAAGAUGUCGACGGAGGCGGCCAAGGUGGUGCCGGAGAGCUUCCUCAAGAAGACGAAGCGGGCCGACGGCUGGGCCGCCGAGGCCAAGACCAAGGCCGUCGAGGAGAAGAAGAAGUCGACCGAGAACCGCAAGGUCAUCUUCGCCCGCGCCAAGCAGUACGCCGAGGAGUACGAUGCCCAGGAGAAGGAGCUAGUUCAGCUUAAGCGUGAGGCUAGGUUGAAGGGUGGGUUCUACGUCAGCCCUGAGGCCAAGCUUCUGUUUGUUGUCCGUAUCCGUGGUAUCAAUGCUAUGCACCCAAAGACCAAGAAGAUCUUGCAGCUUCUGCGUUUGAGGCAGAUCUUCAAUGGAGUCUUCCUGAAGGUCAACAAGGCCACCAUCAACAUGCUGCGCAGGGUUGAGCCAUAUGUUGCUUAUGGGUACCCCAACCUCAAGAGUGUUAGGGAGUUGAUCUACAAGAGGGGUUAUGGAAAGCUCAACAAGCAAAGGAUUCCUCUGUCCAACAACAAAGUCAUCGAGGAGGGUCUGGGAAAGCACAACAUCAUCUGCAUUGAGGACCUUGUCCAUGAGAUCCUGAGCGUUGGCCCACACUUCAAGGAGGCCAACAACUUCCUCUGGCCAUUCAAGCUGAAGGCGCCUCUGGGUGGCCUCAAGAAGAAGAGGAACCACUACGUUGAGGGUGGUGAUGCCGGUAACCGUGAGAACUACAUCAACCAGCUGGUCAGGAGGAUGAACUAGGUUGUCUGCCUAGCUUAUCAUCGAUGUUUCCUUGUGCUUGGAUGAUGUUUCACAUUAGGAAGUGGAUGGUGGUUGCAAUUUUGAUAUUUCAGAACCAUGCAUGUUUGGAAGAAUCUGACGUUGUAUGUGAGGUGUUGAGACGUAUACAAUGCCUUAAGCUCUUAUGUGCUGCCAUUA
This is a messenger RNA of Lolium rigidum, 994 nucleotides long. Its product is annotated as 60S ribosomal protein L7-3-like. Gene Ontology annotation, molecular function: RNA binding; structural constituent of ribosome. Gene Ontology annotation, biological process: maturation of LSU-rRNA from tricistronic rRNA transcript (SSU-rRNA, 5.8S rRNA, LSU-rRNA). Gene Ontology annotation, cellular component: cytosolic large ribosomal subunit. Bases 86 to 817 code for a protein of 243 amino acids. NCBI's taxonomy places the organism in Eukaryota, Viridiplantae, Streptophyta, Magnoliopsida, Poales, Poaceae. The transcript is spliced from 7 exons. The record is from RefSeq and is a predicted model, not a curated record.